Pochonia chlamydosporia 170 is the source of this 1908-nucleotide messenger RNA. RefSeq lists its product as hypothetical. The coding region runs from base 1 to 1908 and encodes 635 amino acids. The transcript has 2 exons. NCBI's taxonomy places the organism in Eukaryota, Fungi, Ascomycota, Sordariomycetes, Hypocreales, Clavicipitaceae. The record is from RefSeq and is a predicted model, not a curated record.
AUGCCACCGCCAAGGCCGAAUAAGACUUCCGCUGGCGGGGGCAUACAUGGGAACGCAAAAGGAAACAUCAUGAGCUUCUUCAAGCCAGUCGCGGCAUCGCAGAGCCAGCCUCCAAUGUCACCAGCUCCCGCACAAAACCCAGCAACAGCAUCUUCGUCUCCGCCUGCCCCUUCUUCACCUCUAGAGAGGCCCGUGACGCCCUCGAAACCAGUACCUGUCGAAAUUGGAGCGUCCGACGACGACGAAAGCGACGGCGGCUACUCAGACAACUCGCUAGAAGAUCUCUCAUGUAUCCUUGGUCGUGCGAGGGGCGAUGUCCCUGCGGAGCAAAAACCUCAGAACAACCCGUAUGCCACACCGAGGGCGAAAAGGACAGCGGGGGAGUUUCACUCCUCACCGUUGGCCAUCAUGCCACGACACAAAUUUGACCUGAAGGCGCUUGCGAAAGAUGCACGGCGGGAUGAUGCCACGACAAAGAGCUCGCUGAGAGUGAAGGAAGCCGCGAAUGCAGCCAAGGCGAGCGAAACGAGUGCAUCUUCCUUCGCUACCGGAGAUACCAUUGCGGGAAUUGUGACGGACAAUGGUGGACACGAUGCCCGCAAGGUCCUCAGGGCGGUUCAGAGAUCUGACACUUCCCAAGCACAGCCAAGAUACUUGUUUUUCGACGAGAGCUAUAAGUCACCAUCUCCGCCAGUGGCUCCGAGGCUUGGAAAGGGGUCGCCGUGGAAUCUUUUGACCCAAGGCACCGCUCAAUCCCGAGAGCAGCAUCUGAUAUCUGGCCUCCCACAGACAAUCUUGCGCAAGAAUGGGGAUUUGCCUGAUUCGCUUUUCGAAUGGAUGAUGGAUUCUUUGUGUGUCCAUACGUCGCUCAUCGUGAGGCAAGAAUACUGUAACAUGGUCGUUAGUUGUUCGGAGCAAGUUGAGCGACUUGUUACUGCGGAACGACUGCAGCAACUGUUCAUACGAUUAGGCGCGAAUGAGGCCACAAACUCUAGUGCGACUCCGGAAUUCGCUGUAUCUAGACCGGAUCAUGAGCCAUACGAGGGCCGCGAUUGGUCCUGCCUCCAGUCCUUCAUUUCUCUCCUUGGACUGAUAGCCAGUCAACUAUCUGUGCCAGCGGCAGAAUAUGCUACUCGGAAACUAGUCCAAUUAUCACUGGACAAGUUUCUGAUCUGCAACAUCGACCUACUAGCCGAGUUUGAAUACUCAGUCCAACAACUCGCUGCAGCUAUCCCAAGCUGCAACUGGGAUAAAUUCUGCUUCGAUACCUGCUCCAUGCUCACGCAUGGUCUACAAUCCCGUGCCAUCAAAGCCACUUCUCUUCUCUGUCUGCCAGUUUCCACCAAAAGAACACAUGAUCUACGCAGACGGAUUGCCGUCACAACACUCUUCCAAGACGAUUCUCUGGCCCACCACAACCCAGAAGACAUAAUCACCCUGCGCGGUAUUAUCGAUAUCCUCAACACCGACAACUUUGCCAUCAUCAAUAAGACAGAUUUCGCAGAGUUGCGCGCCAGCAUCAUCCUUCUCGAUAUAGCUAUUGACGAUGGUUCGGUCGUCAGAUUCGAUGACAGCGAUGACGAGAAGAAGUUUAAUGAGGAGGUCGAUGAGCUUGCGGGCAAGUUGCGUGAAAUAUGGAGAAAAAUCAACGACUCGGGCAUGAAGCUGGCAAGGACAGAGGCAAAGAGCGUUGUAGAGUGGGUACAGCAGCGUUUGUCCCAUAGUGUACGGACACGGAAAAUGGCCAAGAAGAGUGUAUUUGAUAUGCCGGGGCAACUGGACGAUCCUUUUCUGCCGAGGCAGAGGGAGUAUAUGAAGAAGUUUUUGCAGAAGACGGCGAAGCUGCCUGGUGUUGAGGAGGCCUCCCAUAUAAUUGACGAGAAUACGAUUGUAUGCGUGGAUUAUUAG